AUGCAGUUCUUCAACAUCAUAGACGGCAAGCGCCGAAGCAGCGAAAGACACCAUCAAUGUACCGAUCCACGCACGGAAGAGCCGCUGUGGAAUGCCCCGAUCGCCACGACUAAGGACCUCGAUGAGGCCGUGGCCGCAGCUAAGAGGGUUCUCAAGACAUGGUCCCAGACGUCGAACGCGCAGCGCUCCGAAUGUCUGCGCAAGAUUGUUGAGAUAUACACGGCUCACAAACAAGAGCUUAUGGAGAUUGUGAUGAAAGAGACCGGUAAAUCGAGCUUGAUGGCAGAGAUAGAAAUCGGCAAUACCUGCGAACAGACCUUAUACUACGCGAAGAAUAACCUAGAAGACGAAGUCACUUUCGAAGACGACAAACUCAAGAUCGUGGCAACACACGCCCCGCUAGGCAUCGUGGGCGCCAUCUGCCCCUGGAACUUCCCCCUGAUCCUCAGCAACAUCAAAGUCGUCUCCUCCCUCAUCACCGGCAACUGCGUCAUCGUCAAGCCCUCGCCCUUCACUCCUUACUCCGUCCUCAAGUCCAUCGAGCUCUGUAUCGAAGUCUUCCCUCCCGGCGUCAUCCAAGUCCUCAACGGCGGCGUCGACCUUGGCGUCGCCAUGACGCUGCACCCGGACAUAGCCAAGAUCAGCUUUACGGGCACUAUCGCCACGGGGAAGAGCGUGAUGACCAACUGCGCCAAGACGCUCAAGAGGCUGACCCUCGAGCUGGCGGGUAACGACGCUGCCAUAGUCACCGAAGACGUGGAUAUUAGGAACGUGGCAGGCCUUGUGGCAACCGGUAGCUUCUUCAACGCUGGUCAGAUGUGCGUCGCUACGAAGCGGGUGUAUGUCCACGAUUCGAUAUAUGACCAGUUCCUCAAGGCUUUUACGGCUGAAGCGCAGAAAGCUUUCACUGUCAACGAGAAUGCGGCGGCGCCCAGCUUAUUCGGACCCGUUUCGAAUAAGAUGCAGUACGAUAUCGUCAGGGAGAUCGUGGAAGACUGUAAGAAGAACGGAUACAACGUCGUCGCCGUAGACAGGCCGGUUGGUUCGAAGGGUUUCUGGGUUCCGCCGACCAUCGUCUCGAAGCCUCCCGAGGAUUCGAUGCUCGUCAGAGAAGAACAAUUCGGCCCGAUUAUUCCGAUCCUCUCUUGGUCAGACGAGGACGACGUGGUACGAAGGGCCAACCUCAGCAAUGCCGGACUAGGUGCUUCAGUCUAUUGCAGGGAUGUCACCCGAGCUGAGAAGAUUGCGAGAACUUUGGAAGCCGGCACUGUUUGGAUCAACAUGCCUGAGCAACCACACCCAGGCGGUUUCUUCUCGGGGCAGAAGCAUAGCGGUCACGGCGGUGAGAUGGGUAAACAGGGUCUACUGUCGUACUGUUACACACAAAGCCUACAAUUCUCAAAGGCAGGGGGUAGCAAGCUGUAG
This is a messenger RNA of Colletotrichum karsti, 1425 nucleotides long. Its product is annotated as aldehyde dehydrogenase. The record is from RefSeq and is a predicted model, not a curated record. Bases 1 to 1425 code for a protein of 474 amino acids. Gene Ontology annotation, molecular function: aldehyde dehydrogenase (NAD+) activity. Lineage: Eukaryota; Fungi; Ascomycota; Sordariomycetes; Glomerellales; Glomerellaceae. The transcript is spliced from 4 exons.